GGCGUCAGACGCUGCCCGCCGCUUCCUGUUGUCAGUGCCUGCGGAGCCGCAGCUUCUCCUCCGAGCUGGGGUGGUCUCGCUUCGCCCGGAGCGCCGCCACCUGCUCCUGCUCCCUUUGGUGUCAUGUGAGUCUCCUUGAGAGCUGCUGCCCGAGUGGAGAUGCUCUCAGUGGAGAAUGGCCUGGACCCUCGGGCUGCCAUCCAGGUCAUCAAGAAGAAGCUAGUGGGAUCUGUGAAGGCUCUGCAGAAACAGCAUGUGUCUCUGGACACGGUGGUCACCAGUGAAGACGGAGAUGCCAACACCAUGUGCAGCGCCCUGGAGGCCGUGUUCAUCCAUGGCCUGCAUGCCAAGCACAUCCGUGCCGAGGCCAGCGGCGGCAAAAGGAAGAAGCACAGUCACCAUCAGAAGGCUCUGCCCCAGCCUGCCUUCUGGCCCCUUCUGAAAGCUGUCACCCACAGACACAUUAUCUCGGAUUUGGAGCACCUGGUCUUCAUCAACACAGAUGUAGGCCGCUGCCGGGCCUGGCUGCGGUUGGCCCUCAAUGACGGUCUCAUGGAGUGCUAUCUGAAACUGCUCCUGCAGGAACCUGCACGGUUGUGCGAGUACUAUCAGCCCACAGCCCUGCUUCGAGAUGCUGAGGAGGCCGAGUUCCUCCUGAGCUUCCUGCAAGGACUAACAUCCUUGUCCUUUGAGCUCUCCUACAAGUCGGCCAUCUUAAACGAAUGGACACUCACCCCAUUGUCUCUCUCUGGGCUUUGCCCCCUCUCUGAACUUGACCCUCUCACUACCUCUGGUACAGAACUACAACGGAAAGAGUCUCUGGAUUCAAUUUCCCAUUCCUCGGGCUCUGAGGACAUCGAAGUCCAGCACUCAGGCCAUAAGAUCCGCAGGAACAGGAAGCUCACUGCCUCUUCCCUCAGCCUGGACACAGCCAGUUCAUCCCAGCUGUCCUGCAGCCUAAAUUCUGACAGCUGCCUGCUCCAAGAGAAUGGUCCCAAGAGUCCAGACCAUUCUGAGGAACCCAUGUCCUAUGAUUCAGAUCUGGGCACAGCAAACGCUGAUGACUCCGACAGGUCUCUGCAAGAGGUGUUGUCAGAAUUCAGCAAAGCCCAGGUAAAUUCUGCGCCAAGCAGCAAACCAAGCCAAGAGCCAGACACCCCCAUGUUCCAGACACCCCUGUCCCUCCACAGUCUAGCUACCAGCACACACCUGCACUUUGAGGGAUCUGAAGAGCUCUUUCCUGACCACACAUCCUCUGGGACAUCAAGUGGUGGCCACAAGCAUCAGCUACUACUCCAGGAGAUCCCAGACGUGCAGCAGCUAGGCACUGCCCAAGCUGGCCCUGCACAGAGCACUUCAGACCAGCAGCCUUCUAGUCCCGUGGGCGGAGCAGCUGGCCAAGGGAGUGGCCCUUGGAAGGCUCUGGAGUAUGGCAGAAUCGGACCGAAGCUUGUGGUUUCCUCCCCUACGAGUCCGAAAGGCAAGAGCUGGAUUUCUGAAGAUGACUUCUGCCGACCUCCUCAGGAGCAUGCUCUGAGGAGUGCUGCAGAGGACUGCACAUCUCUGCAGGGGACUCCAGAGUCAAGCACUGCUCUCCACAGGCCCUCUGCCUACGGACCAAGAAAGAGCUGUUCCCUGGGGGCACUAGACAGAGCGUGUGUGUCCUCACAGGGCUGCACAAAUGCCCAGCCAGCUCCAGCUCCAGUGGUGACCCAAGACCAUAAAAACUUCUGUGUGGUGCACCGAAGGCAAAUGGGGCUAUCCAACCCAUUCCGGGGCCUCAUGAAAUUGGGCACAGUAGCCCGGCGAGGAGCCAUGGGCAUCUGGAAGGAAUUCUUUUGUGAGCUGUCCCCGUUGGAGCUCCGCCUCUACCUGAGUGACGAGGAACGUACCUGUGUGGAGAGCUGCUCCCUGCUACGAUGUGAGGCUGUGGGGCCAGCACAUAGCGAUGGACGUUUUGAGUUGGUCUUCUCGGGCAAGAAGCUGGCUCUCCGUGCCUCCUCGCAGGACGAGGCUGAGGACUGGCUUGACCGUGUGCGGGAGGCUCUGCAGAAGGUGCGCCCUCAGCAGGAGGAUGAGUGGGUGAAUAUCCAGUACCCAGACCAAGCUGAGGAUGCCCCAGAUGCUCCAUCGGACAGCCUUCCCCCCUCUUCAACCCUACUCCCAGAGCCUGCAGGUGCCAAGGGUGUGCAGUUGGACUGGACAUCUGCCCAGGUUCCAGAGCCAGAUGCUAUCAAAGAGUCCCUUUUGUACCUGUAUGCAGACCGGACUUGGGUCCCCUAUAUCUUUUCCCUGUCCUUGGAGUCUCUGAAAUGUUUCCGUGUGAGAAACAAUGAGAAGAUGCUAAGUGAUAGCCAUGGAGUGGAGACCAUCCGAGACAUCCUGCCAGACACCAGCCUUGGGGGCCCAGCAUUCUUCAAAAUCAUCACGGCCAAGGCCGUCCUGAAGCUGCAGGCCAGGAACACUGAGGAGGCUGCCCACUGGAGAGACCUGGUCCGGAAAGUGCUGGCGUCUUACCUAGAGUCAGCAGAGGAGGCUGUGACACUUGCUGGGAGUCUGGAUGAAAACUGUCAGGAGGUGCUGAAGUUUGCUACCAGGGAGAACGGCUUCCUGCUACAGUACCUUGUGGCCAUCCCAACUGAGAAGGGCCUCGACUCCCAGGGCUGCUUCUGCGCAGGCUGCUCCCGACAGAUCGGCUUCUCCUUUGUACGACCCAAGCUCUGUGCCUUCUCUGGCCUGUAUUACUGUGACUUCUGCCACCAAGACGAUGCCUCAGUGAUUCCAGCCAGAAUCAUCCACAACUGGGACCUCACGAAGCGCCCGGUGUGCCGGCAGGCUCUGAAGUUCCUGGCCCAGAUCCGGGCCCAGCCCCUCAUCAACCUGCAGCUGGUGAACGCCUCUCUGUAUGAGCAUGUAGAACGCAUGCACCUCAUUGGCAGGAGCCGGGAGCAGCUGAAACUUCUGGGGGACUACCUGGGCCUGUGCCGAAGUGGUGCUCUGAAAGAGUUGAGCAAAAGGCUAAGCCAUAGGAAUUAUCUCUUGGAGUCGCCUCACAAAUUCAGUGUUGCUGACCUCCAGCAGAUUGCAGAGGGGGUGUAUGAAGGAUUCCUCAAAGCCCUGAUUGAAUUCGCCUCCCAGCAUGUCUACCACUGUGACCUGUGCACCCAGCGAGGUUUCAUCUGCCAGAUCUGCCACCACCAGGACAUCAUCUUUCCCUUUGAGUUUGACACCACAGUCAGGUGUGCUGAAUGCAGAACUGUCUUCCAUCAGAGCUGCCAGGCUGUGGUGAGGAAGGGCUGUCCCCGAUGUGCCCGCCGGCGCAAGUACCAGGAACAGAACAUUGUCAGUUAACCCUGCUGUCCUGACCUUCCAAGGCCAUCCAGCUGGGUUUGUCAUCAGCCCAGGCUUCCUGUUCUCCUGUAAGGAAGACUCUCGGGUGUGCCCAGAGCUCCAACCUACAGAGAAGGCGCAGGAAGUCGCAUUGAUGCCCGAGGCCCCUCACAAACCCUUCUGCUCCGAGAGGAGAUCCACCAGGUGCCUCUGCACAGGGCCUGGCAUCCCUAGCUGUCAUGGCACUUCCCUUAGGGCUAUUCAUACACACACUGUGGAGAUGAAGCCUGGUGAGCAUUUUCAAACCAUGCUCCUCAUUAAAAGGUCUAGUUUUUUAAGGCAGGUUUUUCCCUCUUCAUAUUUAAACAGAAAAUAUUUUUUUAUUCUUGACCUACCCAAGCCACCCAAGCAGAUGGGUAAGAGCAACCCCAGCCCAGAGGCAGGCGUGGAGCUGGGUGGACAGGCCUUUGUAAGGUUGCCUGUCUGUGGCCUGGGUGCCUUUCCUUUGCCCUUUCUGGCACAUACUGCCAAGAGUGCAAGUGUCAUGUGUCAAAUGGCCUGUCAUUGUAAGGCUGGUUAGUUUCAGCAACCACCUUUCCCUCCCCUCCUCAUGCUCUCACCUGGAAAGCAUCCCCUUCCUCUGUCAGAGCCCUUGGCUUACCUAGCUGGGAGUACAGCAGAGCAGGAGCAGGGGAAUGACCAGCACCAGCACUGUCAGCACUUUGAGCCUUCCUUGCUCAGGAAGCCCAUGACCGUGCCCACCUCAUCCCCAUAGCCCCUUACCCUGCAGGGCAGAGCAGGCUAGAAACCAGAGAGCUCCAAGCUCCAUCUGUGAAGAGGUGCCAUCCUUCGGCUGCAGAGCUGGAGGGAUUUGCCUGGAAGCUGCCCUGCAGAGCUUCCUCAGCCCUAGUCUCACAAAGCCUUGAGUUCAUAAUGUUUCUUGAGUUUUCACCUUGCCCAGCAGGACACUGCAGCACCCAAAGGAUGUCCUGGGAGCAGGAUUGCCCUUAAGAGGCUCUUGGGUCUGAUGGGCACAUCCUGGGAUUGUUUUCAAGUUGAUGGUCGUAGCCUUGAGGCAUGUAGGGGAUGCGCUCUGCUCUCCUCACCUGAACCCUGCAGUCCCUCUGGCUACCCCAGAGCACUCAACGUUGAACCAGAGACCUCGAUGGAAUGGAGGGCCUCCCUGGAAAUGUGCCUGUCAUGUCUGGAGGUCACCCCACCCUCCCUGACAUGAAUGAGCCGAGUCACCUGAAGCUUGAAGAAUUGUGCAAUAAAACAUAGGAGGCAAUAAGCAGGCAGAGGCUGCCACAUAGUUCAUCUGUCCCCACCAUGGAAGACAGUGCUCACCAGUGGUUGAGAUACCAAAGCCUCCAGUCCACCCAAUGAAUCUAUAUCUGUGCGCCACGCCGCACCCCCACCCCUCGCUAGCAUUAACACGUUCCCUAAACUACAUCCUGACCAGAGUCUCCUUGGUUUGGUUUGGGAUCCUGAAUGGGCAAGAGUCUGUCCCCUGUGGGCCUAUCACAUGAGUGUAUUCCAGAACCUGCCUAGGUGAUGGAGUCCUCCCUCAGCAUGCACUGUGAGCAUCAGAGCUGUCCCUUGCCCUUAACUAAGCUACUGAUGUGCUCAAGUGAAAGACUUGUCCCCACCACAAGAGAGCUCACGUGAAUCUCUGCAGUGCCCACACUAUUGGAAAAAAAUGCUAUUUUAUGCAAUAUUCUGACAAGUGGGCCUUGGCAAUGUAGAGAAAAAAACCUGCUGCUGUGUGGUAUUUGAAUGAUUUUGCAGUAAAGAGCUGGCCUUUCUAAGUAGUCUUGUUUCUGAAUCUCAAUCCUGUGGCUCCUGGGGAAACACCAACUGGCUCCCCUUAAUCCUGUGCACUGAGCAUUUCAGAGUCCAUGGAGCACACUUGCUAGACCAAGCAGCAAGGGAGAAGAGGUAAGUGAGAAUUUAGGUUGCCCUAGGUAGAGGUGGGCGGCUUUCAGAUUUAAUCCGAGCAUGGAGAGAGGCAAGCAAGGCAAACAGGCCCUGGCUCCUACACUUAUGAUUAAAGACUCAAGAGACCUGUCUGCCCCUAGCCUUCCCCAGGGGCUCCAGGAGAAGCCCCCACCCCACCCCCCACUGCCCCUGUUAGGACAAAAGAAGGAAACAGAUGAAUUCCUAGGGAAACCAGGUCCAAGAAAAUGGGACAGAAAAAGACAACAUCCAGGGCUUCAUUUCCUGACCUUGAGGACCUUCAGCCAGCAAGUAGGGUGCUCCUUGGCCAUCUUUGAACCCGGUUCUCCAGGGGCCUAGGCUCAGAGAACAGGAAGAGGAACUGGAUUUGGAAGUUGGGGGCAGCAGGCCCAGGGGAGGCAUCUGACACUUGCGCUGAGGUUGCUGUCUUUCCACCCUUAACACAGUGCCUCUGGGCAGGUUCCCCUUUCUCCCCUCUGUCUAGAAGGGGGUGGGAAAGCUGGAGUUCUCAUCCCCAGAAAGGGCCUUCUAUAGUGGAAGUCACAAAUGAAUAAAGUACAUGUGCUCAU
This is a messenger RNA of Mastomys coucha (southern multimammate mouse), 5855 nucleotides long. It is a transcript of the gene Plekhm1, whose product is annotated as pleckstrin homology and RUN domain containing M1. The transcript has 12 exons. NCBI's taxonomy places the organism in Eukaryota, Metazoa, Chordata, Mammalia, Rodentia, Muridae. The record is from RefSeq and is a predicted model, not a curated record. Bases 160 to 3351 code for a protein of 1063 amino acids.